AUGGACGGGGAGUCGGUAGCAAUCCGACUGCCGCUGGCAGGCACGGAGGGGGCGCUCGUGGACGCGAGCGAGAGGCGGCUGAACGAGUCGCAGCAGCACAUCCGGUGCCUCAAGCGGCUGCGCGGGCCGCACAUGGUGCAGCUAUACGGGCUGUCGCGGACGCAGGGGGCGGACAAGCGGACGGUGGUGGUGACGGAGGUGCCGUCGGGGGGCACGCUCGGGGCGAACCUUUCCCUGGUGCGGCGGCGCAAGCAGCGGCUGACGGGCGCGACGGUGCUGGCGCUGUCGCUGCAAAUCGUGCGCGCGACACGGUUCCUGCACGAGUCGGACACGAGCGGCGGGUGGGCGCUGUCCGGCGACGCGAUCGGGCUGGCGCUGCCGCUGCGCGAGGACUGGGCGGCGCGGCAGCGCAUCAAGCUGUUCGAGGUGGGCGGGACGGUCUGCAAGGCCGAGUGCGGCGCGGACGUGCGGCGCGAGUUCCCCGCGGACUACGUCGGGUACAUGGCGCCCGAGCUGCUCGACGAGGACCGCGAUACGGGCGUCGGGAAGGAAGAGACGUUCCGGCGGCUCUGCAUGGCAGAUAUGUACAGUGUUGGCGUGCUGCUGUGGGAGAUGGCGUCGGGGAAUCGCCCGUUUGAGGGUUUGCGCCCUGCGCAGGUUGUCGCAGCGGUUAUUGGAAGGGGCGAGCGGCCCGGGUUCCCACCAGAGGGUGUCGCGGAGGAAGUGCAGGACUUGAUCUCGCGGCUGUGGGUGAAGGAUCCGGAGGCGAGACCGACCGCAGUGGAAGCGUGUCGGCUGUUGGAAACUGUGCCUUCAGCUCCACCAAUGUUCUGA
Chondrus crispus (carragheen) is the source of this 834-nucleotide messenger RNA. RefSeq lists its product as hypothetical. The record is from RefSeq and is a predicted model, not a curated record. Gene Ontology annotation, biological process: protein phosphorylation. Gene Ontology annotation, molecular function: ATP binding; protein kinase activity. The coding region runs from base 1 to 834 and encodes 277 amino acids. The transcript has a single exon. Lineage: Eukaryota; Rhodophyta; Florideophyceae; Gigartinales; Gigartinaceae.